AUGACUCGAGUUAGAGUCAGUGUGGAUGAGAUCAUAAAUCUCGCAGCAAAAGCAGGCCUGGAACUUGAAGAUGGCCACGCGAACGAUUACAGUGUCAUGACUAGCGCAUUCGAGGAUCUUGUCGACAGCCUUGGGGACGAUAAGCUCUUGUUUCCGAAGCCAGACCUCAGUAAAUAUCCUCGAGAAAACAUACAUAUCCCAGAGCCCAAGGACACUGAUGGUGGAGGCUGGGCAACAAGAGCUACGAUCAAGGCGACCUCGCCGAGAGGCAGACUUCUAGACGGCAAGACGGUCGCAAUUAAGGAUAACACUGCCGUGGCAGGGGUACGUUGCACUAAUGGGUCAACCAUGGUCGAUUGGACGCCCGAGUACGAUGCUACGAUAGUAACCCGCAUUCUGGAUGCGGGUGGUCUGAUAUUGGGCAAAUCAGGCAAGCAAAUACUGUUCUCCGACGAAAUAUUGUUACAGGUGCCCAGUCCCCGCUCACUAACGUCAAGCUCAGCUUGCGAGAACAGUUGCCUCGAAGGUACAUCUAUAUCCUCCUGCACCGGUCGCGUACACAACCCGUACGCCGACUUCUACAGUGCCGGAGGAUCCUCGUCAGGAUCUGGUCGCCUGGUGGCAAAGGGGUCAGUCGACGUGGCCAUUGGGGGUGACCAGGGAGGAAGCAUCAGGAUUCCAGCUACCUGCUGUGGCAUCGUGGGCCUCAAACCAACUUGGGGGCUUGUUCCGUACACGGGGAUCCUUAGCCUGGACGCAAACAUAGAUCACACUGGGCCAAUGGCGCGAACGGUGCCUGACUGCGCAAGACUUCUCGAGGCAAUCGCAGGCGCUGAUGGGUGGGAUGAUCGCCAGCCGGGGUUCGGCCUCGAAGUUGGGAGCCCAAAGACCUUGUUUUUGGAUGCCGUCCUUGACACUAUUCAGAAGGACUCAAAGUCGUCACUGAGCGGGCUCAAAGUUGGCAUCCUGAAAGAAGGCUUUGAAGUGCCUGACCAAGACCCAAAUGUCGUUGCAUCUGUCAAUGCCGCGGCUGAGAAAUUUCUGCAACUUGGCGCAAAGGUCCAAGAAGUAUCUGUCCCCGUGCACCAUAUGGGCAAUGUGAUUUGGACGUGCGGUCUCCCAAUUGCCGGUGGGCGGCAGGCCAUCUUUGGUGAUAUCGAUGGUAGGAAGCAAUUUUCAUUAACCGAUCGCACAGCUCUUGUUACGCCGAAAAGGCUGAGCCAACGCGAGUUCGACUCUUUGGGGCCGGGCACUCGGAACCUAUACAUCAGAUGGCUUUACUGCGAGGAGAAGUACGGGCCGGCAUUGCAAGGAAGAGUUGGGAAUCUAGUCAAGGGACUAGCGGACAGCUAUGAUCAAGCCCUCAAAGAUGUCGAUAUUUUGGUGAUGCCAACAGUUGCAACGCCGCCUCAGAAUCUUGGAGAUGACAGCGAGAAGAAAGGUCCCCUGCAGCACAACGCUCUGACCCCGGGCAUAAUACACAAUACCUGUCCAUUUGACAGCACUGGCCAUCCGGCCUUAUCGCUACCCUGCGGAUUCGUUCCCGCCUCAGAUAAUGCUGAGAUCAAAUUGCCCACGGGGAUAAUGCUCGUCGGGCGUAGGUAUGAUGAUGUGACAGUCUUGAAGGCAGCUGCAGCAUGGGAGAGCGCAUUCGAUUGGAAGACAUUAUGA
Messenger RNA from Diaporthe amygdali, 1671 nucleotides. RefSeq lists its product as uncharacterized. The coding region runs from base 1 to 1671 and encodes 556 amino acids. Gene Ontology annotation, molecular function: catalytic activity. The record is from RefSeq and is a predicted model, not a curated record. The transcript is spliced from 4 exons. NCBI's taxonomy places the organism in Eukaryota, Fungi, Ascomycota, Sordariomycetes, Diaporthales, Diaporthaceae.